AUGGCGCAAUUGAAAGUACAUAACUCUCUCCAGCCAGGGCCAGCUGUACCAUUUACGCCCAAGGAAGAAGGCAAGGUAUCGUGGUAUGCUUGCGGUCCUACGGUUUACGAUCAUUCGCAUUUGGGACAUGCUAGGAAUUAUGUGUCCACCGAUAUUAUCCGGAGGGUGAUGCGGGAUUACUUUGGCUACAAAAUUAUAUUGAAAGCCCGUAGACAAAGAUUGCUCGAAAUAGAGAAAUCCAGAAAGUAUUCCGAAUCAGACCUGGCAAAGUUGGCUGCAACCGCUUUUCAGUCAUACGCCGAAGCAAAUCUACCAGAGCUUCUUACGUCGUCGGACGAUUCUCCAUUAAGUCCCAGCAAUUACGUAGCGCGAAGAGAUGCGGCAUAUGCAAAGGUGUUGGCUGGGGGGACUCUUACUGGGGAGGGAAAGCCAGGAGAUGCGGAGGCUAAGAUGAAGAUGCAUCUGAGCAACCUCACAGCGGCGGCCGCGGCGAUACAGGAAGAGAAGGUCUUUGGUGGAGCGGACGAGAUUUUAUUGCCAUAUCUGGAUUCGCUGUAUAAGGACUCAAUCGAUGGAGCGGACCAUACCAUAUUUACCGAUGUGACAAAAUAUUGGGAGGACGAUUUUAUGGGUGAUAUGGAUGCUCUUAACGUUAUGCGACCAGACACUAUUACACGGGUUACGGCCUAUGUUCCUCAAAUUGCCAAAUUUGUAGAGCAGCUUGUUGCGAAGGGUUUCGCAUAUGAGGCAGAAGGGUCGGUAUAUUUCGACAUUGCCGCGUUUGAGGCGGCUGGAAAUCCGUAUGCACGACUGCGGCCCGAGAGUAGAAAUGAUAAAGCGUUACAAGAGGACGGCGAAGGAUCGUUGUCAAAAAGUCUUGGAGGUAAGCGAGGUCCCGGUGAUUUUGCGUUAUGGAAAAAGUCGAAGCCAGGAGAACCCGUGUGGGAUAGUGUUUGGGGAGGUGGCCGACCUGGUUGGCACAUUGAGUGCUCUGUCAUGGCUUCUGAUGUGCUUGGUUCACAGAUGGACAUCCACUCAGGAGGGAUUGAUCUUGCUUUCCCUCAUCACGACAACGAACUGGCUCAGUCAGAAGCAUAUUUCUGUGAGCACGGAAAGGGCCCUCAUAGUUGGGUUAAUUACUUCUUACACAUGGGCCAUCUUUCAAUCGCGGGGUCGAAAAUGUCAAAGUCUCUCAAAAACUUUCAAACUAUUAAGGAUGCGUUAAAAACGGACUAUAGCCCCAGAGGCAUGAGAAUUGUCUUUUUGAUGGGUCGAUGGAAUGAUGGUGUCGAGAUAUCAUCGGAUAUGAGGACCAUGGCGGAGGGGUGGGAGACUACUGUCAAUAACUUCUUCAUCUUGGUUAAAUCCUUGAUUGCUGACAAAGGUUCACAUGUCACCUCGACUGCUGAGAGUUUAACGAACUUAACAAUAGACAGUGAGACCCAGGAGGGGCUCUAUGCUAACCUAGCGAAAGCAAGGGAUGCAAUGGAAAGUGCUUUAAAUGACUCAUUCGAUACUCCGAAAGCCAUGCAAGUGUUGUACGGCUUGAUCAAGGAGGCCAAUAUCCAUGUCAAUACCCAUAAAGCGAACGUGGACGUACCUGGUCUAGAGGCAAUUGCACGAUGGGUCACAAAAAUGGUUGGAAUCUUUGGUUUAGAUUCCGCUGCAGCGCCACCUUAUGAUGGCUUAGGAUGGACGAGCACUGCUUUCACUGGUGAGCUUACACCUUUGGAGAUAGCAGAACCGUUCCAUACAAUGUUGGAGCGUGUACGAGACGAGAUUGAGCGAUUAGAUAUUCACUCACCAGCCCUGGACGCGAUCCUUGCAACGAAAGUUGACACGGAGUUUGAGACGCUCACAUCGAGUGGAACGAGGGACCCGGAGGCUCUGGUCAUGCCAUAUCUUCGCGUUGUCGCCAAGGCACGAGAUGAGAUUAGAAAGCUGGCGCCAACAUCGCCGGUCAAGAAAGAAAUUCUUGCACUUUCAGAUCGCAUUAGAGAUGAAGAGUUGACCAAUCUUGGUGUAUAUCUCGAUGACAGAAGUGAUCAGGGGGCAUUGAUCAAAUUCGUUUCAAAAGAGGAGCUGCUCGCUCAACGCGAAGAAAAAGCCGCCAAGGAAAAAGAAAAGCUUGCUCAGAAAGAGGCGGCAAAACUGGCUCGCGAGAAACUCGAAGCUGAGAAAGCAGAAAAAGCGAAAGUCAGUCCACUGGAUAUGUUCCGUGAUGAUCGAUAUAGCGAGUGGGAUGAAGAGGGUAUUCCUACCAGGACGAGCGAUGGGAAGGAAGUACCUAAGAGUGGGAUAAAGAAGAUGAAGAAGGAUUGGGAGAGACAGAAAAAGGCUCAUGAGGAAUGGAAAGCGAAAUCUCAGGCUUAG
Messenger RNA from Glarea lozoyensis ATCC 20868, 2373 nucleotides. RefSeq names its product Nucleotidylyl transferase. Gene Ontology annotation, biological process: cysteinyl-tRNA aminoacylation. Gene Ontology annotation, cellular component: cytoplasm. NCBI's taxonomy places the organism in Eukaryota, Fungi, Ascomycota, Leotiomycetes, Helotiales, Helotiaceae. Gene Ontology annotation, molecular function: ATP binding; cysteine-tRNA ligase activity. Bases 1 to 2373 code for a protein of 790 amino acids. The record is from RefSeq and is a predicted model, not a curated record. The transcript is spliced from 3 exons.